AUGGCCAUCUGGAACCGUGCCAGCACCUCCUCGUCCGACGAGCCCAAGGUUGCCCGCGAUGCUGAGUUCGGCAAGACCGACUAUGAGGCCAAUGCCUCCUACGAUCCCGCCGAGGGCGAAGUCCACCAGCAGACCGGCGAGAAGCAGAACCUGCACCGUGGCCUGGAGGCUAGGCACAUCACUAUGAUUGCCAUCGGUGGCGCAAUUGGUACGGGCUUGAUCAUCGGCACUGGCAAGGCCCUGGCCCAAUCCGGACCUGCUUCCAUCCUGAUCUCGUACUCUUUCGUUGGCCUUCUCGUGUUUGCCGUCAUGGCUGGUCUCGGUGAAAUGGCUGCAUGGCUCCCGCUCGGAUCUGGCUUCUCUGGCUAUGCCAACCGCUUUGUCGACCCCGCCCUUGGUUUUGCCCUUGGUUACACCUACUGGUUCAAGUACAUCAUUGUCACCCCUAACCAGCUCACGGCCGCUGCGCUGGUCAUCCAGUAUUGGGUAUCGCCCGAGAAGAUAAACCCUGGUGUAUUCAUCACUGUCUUCUUCGUCGCCAUCGUAUGCAUCAACUACUUUGGCGUCAAGUUCUUCGGUGAAUUCGAGUUCUGGCUCAGCAGCUUGAAGGUCGUCAUUAUCAUCGCUUUGAUCAUCCUCUCGCUUAUCCUAGCACUCGGCGGCGGCCCUACCCAUGACAGAACUGGCUUCAGGUACUGGAAGAAUCCCGGCGCGUUCAAGCCGUACAUUGACGAGGGCUCCGCCGGCAAGUUCCUCGGUUUCUGGAGCUCCAUGAUUAACGCCGUUUUUGCCUAUCUUGGCACCGAGCUCGUCGGUGUCACUGUUGGCGAAGCCCAGAAUCCCAGGCGCACCAUUCCCAAGGCCAUCAAGUUGACCUUCUUCCGUAUUCUCUUCUUCUACUGCUUGUCGGUCCUGCUCUUGGGAAUGAUCGUCCCGUCCGAUUCGGAUGAUCUUGCUUUCGCCAACAAGAAGUCCAACAGCGCUGCUGCUUCUCCCUUCGUCGUUGCCAUCAAGAUUGCGCAGAUCGAUGCUCUCCCGGGUAUCCUCAACGGUUGUAUCCUGCUCUUCGUCUUCUCGGCAUCCAACUCGGAUCUGUACAUUGCUUCGCGUACCAUCUACGGUCUCGCCAGCACCGGCAAGGCCCCGAAGUUCCUGGCCCGCACCGACAAGCGCGGCGUUCCGGUUUACGCCCUUGGCGUCUCCUCGUGCUUCUGCCUGCUGGCGUACAUGAACGUCUCGGACGACUCGAAGAAGGUGUUCGGCUACUUUGUCAACCUGGUGACCAUCUUCGGGCUGCUGACGUGGAUAUCAAUCCUGGUGACGCACAUCUACUUCGUCAAGGCGCGCGAGGCGCAGAACGUGCCCAAGGAGUCGCUUGCGUACGUGUCGCCGUUCGGCAUCUGGGGCAGCUACAUUUCGCUCGGCUUCUGCAUCCUGAUCGCCCUCACCAAGAACUUCAGCGUCUUUACUCACAGCGAGGAGUAUGGCGACUUCGACUACAAGAACUUCAUCACCGGGUACCUUGGCAUCCCUCUCUAUCUCAUCAUGAUUGUCGGCUGGAAGUGGUGGCACAAGACGGAGGGCAUCAAGGCUACGGAGGCCGACCUCUGGACUGGAAAGGACAUCAUUGAUCGCGAGGAGCAGGAAUUCCUGGCCCAGCAGGCGGCGAACAAUAAGGGAGAGAAGACAUUCUACUCGAGAUUCGUCUCUUGGUUGUUCUAA
Diplodia corticola is the source of this 1722-nucleotide messenger RNA. Its product is annotated as dicarboxylic amino acid permease. The record is from RefSeq and is a predicted model, not a curated record. Gene Ontology annotation, biological process: amino acid transmembrane transport. Gene Ontology annotation, cellular component: membrane. Gene Ontology annotation, molecular function: amino acid transmembrane transporter activity. NCBI's taxonomy places the organism in Eukaryota, Fungi, Ascomycota, Dothideomycetes, Botryosphaeriales, Botryosphaeriaceae. Bases 1 to 1722 code for a protein of 573 amino acids. The transcript has 4 exons.